AGCGAGAAUUACUUGGCGGGAGGAAUCCCUGCCACCCUCGGAAACCUCAGUCAAUUGACCUCUCUUCUUCUGUCCUCCAAUGAACUGCGUGGAUCCAUACCUCCGAGUCUUGGAAAGUGCCCAUUGGAUACCUUGAACUUGGCAUUCAACAAGUUAAGCGGUGGGGUGCCAAAAGAGAUCUUUUACAUCCUCAGUCUCACCAAACUCUUCGAUAUUUCACACAAUUCAUUGACAGGAUCACUGCCGCCGGAAAUUGGGAACCUGAGGAACAUCCAAAUUGUGGAUGUCUCCAGCAAUAGAUUGUCGGGUGAAAUUCCAGGCACCAUUGCUCGAUGUGAAGUCCUGCAGUACCUUCACAUGCAAGGGAACUUUUUCCAUGGGCACAUUCCAUCGUCAUUUGGGCAGUUAAAAGGGCUUCGAGUGCUGGACAUUUCAAGCAACGAUUUAUGGGGACGUAUACCAGAUUUUGUCGGGAGCUCUCGGAGCAUGACUUACCUUAAUCUCUCCUACAACAAUCUGGACGGUGAAGUGCCAACGGAUGGGAUUUUCGGAAACGUGAGUGCUUUCUCAGUGUCGGGAAACAUCAAUCUUUGUGGGGGUGUUCCCCAACUUGGAUUGCCCUCAUGCUCCUCAAGGAAGAAGACUUCGUCUGUGAAGUUGAUUGCGAUCAUCUCUGUUGCCGGAGGAAUCUGUUGUGUCAUCUUUCUGAUUUCCUGUUUUGCUGCUCGUUACUGGCCAUGCAAGUCGAGGACACACGACUCCGUCGCCGCUCGCAGCAAAGAUCAACACCGGAAGGUCACUUUUGCUGAGCUAACCAAAGCAACCGAUGGGUUUUCGCCUGCUAACCUUAUUGGCACGGGAAGCUUCGGAUCUGUGUACAGAGGCGUCGUGGAUUGGGAAGACCACAAGGAUGUGGCGGUGAAGGUACUCAACCUGCAGCAAAGAGGAGCUUCAAGAAGCUUCGUAGCUGAAUGUGAAGCUUUGAGAAACACCAGGCAUCGGAAUCUCGUCAAGGCACUAACAUCAUGCUCGGGUGUUGAUUUCGGAGGGAACGACUUCAAAGCUCUAGUGUUUGAGUUCUUACCGAAUGGAAGCCUGGACGAGUGGCUUCAUCCUCCCGAAAGAGACGAACAGGGUUCAUCGAGAAGGCUAAGCCUUAUGCAACGACUGAACAUAUCGAUCGAUGUGGCUUCCGCGUUGGGCUACCUUCAUCACCAUGGCCGCACCCCGAUUGUUCACUGUGAUGUUAAACCGAGCAAUGUUCUUCUGGAUCAUGACAUGGUUGCCCGUUUGGGUGACUUUGGAUUAGCGAGGCUCCUGAACAAAGUUGCCGGCAAGUCAUCGACCAACUCGGUGACGUUGAGAGGGUCGGUCGGUUAUGCUGCUCCAGAGUAUGGGAUGGGCAAUAAGGUCUCUACGGAAGGGGACGUGUACAGUUACGGAACACUCCUGCUAGAGAUGUUCACCGGGAAGCGACCUACGGACGAUGGCUUCAAGGAAGGUCUGAACCUUGGUCGAUACGUUGAGGUGGCACUUUCCAAACGCGUAGUUGACAUCAUCGAUCCCUACUUGUCAUUGCAAGGGGGAGAUGGGGAAGCACGUCACGCAAAUCCAAUGGCAAAUGGAUUAAGCACGAGAGCGGUAGAAUGCGUUGCUUCGGUGCUUACAGUCGGCGUUUUAUGUUCCAAGGAAGCACCUAAACAGCGAAUGCAUAUGGAAGCGGUCGUAAGGGAAUUGCACGACAUCAGGGAUGCGUUUCUGGGACUGCCUCUACUGUGACAGAUUUGGACGGAGUGCCGAUGAGAUCAUCUACUAUUUUGCAUUUAUCAGACAAUUCAGAUUAGAAAAUUAAGUCUUUUUUUUUAUUUUCAAAUCUUUAAUAGAUUUUGUCUUGAUGAUCGAAGUCAAUUUUAGUGACCUAUGGUCAACGUCACAACUCUGUAGAAGAAGGCCACCAUUGUUGUAUGUGUUGUCGAUUCACCGGCAGCCUAGUUUGACAACUAAAUUAUAGUUUAUUGA
Musa acuminata AAA Group (dessert banana) is the source of this 2019-nucleotide messenger RNA. RefSeq names its product receptor kinase-like protein Xa21. Gene Ontology annotation, biological process: protein phosphorylation. The transcript has 2 exons. NCBI's taxonomy places the organism in Eukaryota, Viridiplantae, Streptophyta, Magnoliopsida, Zingiberales, Musaceae. The record is from RefSeq and is a predicted model, not a curated record. Gene Ontology annotation, molecular function: protein binding; protein kinase activity; ATP binding. Bases 358 to 1779 code for a protein of 473 amino acids.